This is a messenger RNA of Thalassophryne amazonica, 3172 nucleotides long. It is a transcript of the gene entrep2, whose product is annotated as family with sequence similarity 189 member A1. Gene Ontology annotation, cellular component: membrane. The record is from RefSeq and is a predicted model, not a curated record. The coding region runs from base 185 to 2593 and encodes 802 amino acids. Lineage: Eukaryota; Metazoa; Chordata; Actinopteri; Batrachoidiformes; Batrachoididae. The transcript is spliced from 12 exons.
GGCAGAAGUCCCGCAGUUUAUUUCGGACAUCUGGAGCUGAAUUUUCGUGCGCUUUGUGCGUCUGUUACGUAGGAUCUCGUUUCUGUUUCUUCUUUAAGAGGUUCUGUGCGUGAACACCUGAAUUUGACGCGCGCUCUUGCUUUGGAUGUCAUUGUCUUUGGUCUGGCGCUGCGUUUGAGUGACGAUGCCGCUGAACGCGCUGCCCCGAGCCGGACCCGGAUCUCUGAGCCCGGCGUCCCUGUCCCGGAGCUUGUCACGGCUGAGGGAGUACCGGACCCGGACGAGGAUCAUGCUGGCUCUGGGAGUCUCUCAGAUGGUUUUGGGGAGUCUGAUCCUGGCCGUCAGCUUCGCAGCUCUGGCUCUCACCACAUCACCCCGAGUCCGGCACUCAUGUCCCUUCUGGGCAGGUUUCUCAGUGCUGCUGUCUGGUCUGAUCGGAGUGGUGUCGUGGAAGAGGCCCCUCUCUCUUGUGAUCACAUUCUUCAUGUUGCUAUCAGCAGUGUGCGUGAUGCUGAACCUGGCCGGAUCCAUCCUGUCCUGCCAGAAUGCUCAGUUGGUCAACUCACUGGAAGACUGUCAGCUGCUCAAGUUUGACAGCGAUGGAGUGUGUGUGUGCUGCGAGCUGCAGCAGCAGAGUUCCAGCUGCAACAACCUGGGAGAGACACUGAAACUUAAUCCGCUGAGGGACUGCAACACCAUUCGUCUGCGCCUCAAGGAGUUGCUGUUCAGUGUUUGUGCCUUAAACGUCAUCUCCACCAUUGUGUGCGCUCUGGCCACUGCCAUGUGCUGUAUGCAGAUGGUCUCAACCGAUGUGCUGCAGAUGUUUAUGCCACACAGAGCACGGGCUCUAAAUGCCGACUGUGUGACUCCGCAUGGAACCAUCCUCCACCAAACACUGGACUUUGAUGAGUUCAUUCCUCCCAUUCCUCCACCACCGUACUACCCUCCAGAAUACACCUGCACCCCCUCAAUGGAUGGACAGAGUUACAUCCCUGACAGAGGCCUGCACCUGGACUUUCCUCAUUCCCCCUUCAGUACCAUCUAUGGGGUGCCGAUCAACAGCCCAGGAACUCUGUACCCAACUGAUCUGCCCCCUCCAUAUGAGUCUGUGGUGGGGCAGACCCCCGCCAGCCAGGUCACCACCAGCAUAGACCAACAGGCCACUGAGUCCAGUCUGUGUGAGAGGAACACCACUGCAGGGCUCAGUACUCAGGCCUCGGUCGACAGCGCAUCACUAAUGGUGUCGGAAGUGGCAGAUCAGGACCACACUUGCUCAUCAGAAGAGCUGUGCUCCCUGGAGGUCCAAGGUUCCGACUCUUCUCCUUAUGGUACGCUCCAUACUGCUCCUACCGAUGAAAGCUGCACCAGCCUAGAACUUUGCACACGUGACGCCUCACGUUGUCACCGUAGUCUGCUCAACACCGACGCUCGCCCCAGUGAUACAGGAUAUAGCGAGUCCUCACACACCCAGGAGUCUCUGGAGCGCUCUCCAGACUGGUCCUCUGGAAACUUUAGCAAUCUGGACCAGGAGGAUUCAUCAGACAUCUCUCAUGCAUGUGAGGAACUCAGGGCUGCAGUGCACAUAUGCGAUGAGCUCGCCUCUGCCACGCAUUUGCCAGAGGAGCCCCCUAAAGUGGCGACACACUCCCUCAUUAAGGCUAGAAUGAUGAGCCGAAAGCUCACGCUCCCCGUCACUCUCCCCCCGCCACCUCAGCCUUGCUCCCCCACCUCUGUAGCCUCCUCUGGUGGAACAUCAGCCAUUAGCCCUUUAGCUCCUUCUCCUUCCCCAUCCCCUCCCAGCAUGCCACGCGGCCCCAGGUUGUGUUUCAGUGUGUGGUCACCUUCCUCCAAUUCACAACCUCCGUCUACCUCAGCCCAGAGCGGCUGCUCGCCCUCAGAGAGGCCGCGGGUGCUUCGUGCAGCCAGGAGGUACCGCAAGCUGGCACGAAUCGUCCGCUCCACCAGCGACCCGAUCUCCUGCAACUCAACAUCAGGAAGAGAAAGGUGUAGCUGCACUUCUGCCAGUAAUCUUCCUGCUGAGGACUCUGCUCACGCUUCACCAGAGCAAGAGUCAACAGACGUCCCGGCAGAAGAAGUCGGACCUAAACUGAAUCUCACACGUGUCAAGAAGCAACCAAAGGUGGGAAGAAAAGUUGACAUCUUCAGAUCUCGAGGGCUGCACGCACACACGUCCCACGAGCGUCCGCAGUCCCUGGCUGACCUCAAGAUGUACAAAGACACCAAAAUUCUGGUGGCCAAGUUCUUGGAGCAUUCCAGCUGCAGUCUGCCUCCUGAGGUCCAGCAGGUCGUCAACAACUCAAGUGGUGUCAUCAAGUCGGAUGAAAAACACAUGGAGGAGGCCAUAUUUAGUGCCAACGUUAUUGAUCAGGUGAUGACUCAGCACAUUGCAGGCAGUCCCAGAAAACAUGACCAUGAUGAUAUUCACCUCCAGAGCUGCGGCGCACUGAGUUCAUCGCCGUCCCCUUCAGUGCGUCGUCUCAAACACCUUCCACAGACAGCCAACGCCUCCACCAACCCGCUGGACUCGGCGUCCUCUGAACGCAUCCUCAUGUGCAGAGAAACUAUUCUUUGACCACUCUCCCAAACAAGAACUCCGAUCAAAACCAGGUGCUGGUGCUGCAGCCGUGCCGCACUGUGCAGCAGACGUCUGCAAUGUGGAUUAGUAAGUGUUGAGAUGUGAAGUUGUUUAUUUACGCAGUGUUAGUGCAGGUCAGGCAGUGUGAAAUAAGGUGACGCCCUGCGAGGCUGUGCCACGUCAUCACCAGAUAUGGUAGCAAACGCAUCCUGAGCCUGCGUGCAACUGUCCUGGCUUCUUUCUCAUCACAAAAACACAAGAAUGUUCUCCCUCAGGGGAUCUUUUCUACUAACUUUCAUCUCUUAAAAAAAGGAAACAAAUGCCCAGCUGGUAGGUACAGUGACACAGGAUGCUGUGAUAGCAGCGUCCUUGUCCUAACAAUAAGGGAGAAAUAUGUUUGUAUUAGUCUGAAGUGACUGGGCGUUACCAGCUAUUGUUUGCAGACUUUGUGGAGUUGUUACUGGUGGGAUGGUGAAUAUAUUGUGGUGCCUCUGAUUCAAGAACAUCACAUAUGUGGACUAUUUAUCUUACCUCAUUGUGUUUCUUAUCAGUGUUCCAAUAAAAUAUGACUUUGUA